ACACUCUCUCCCAAAAUGCCGGCAACUCACGCGCCAACCUCAUCGAUAACCUCACUCCUCCGCCUUCCUUCUCCCCCUCUCUCCUCUCUUCGCACGCUUCCACUACUUGGCAUCGCCAAGUUUCGCUGCUUCCGUUAUAGCCAGAGCUCACUCCGUACGGUAACAGCCAUGUCUGUACAGACCGCCGCGUCCGCCGUAUCAUCGCCGGACCACGUUGCCGGGAAAUGGUUUUCGGUGCCGGAGCUCCGACUCCGAGACCACCGAUUCACCGUGCCUCUCGACUACUCUGUCGAUCGUACCGCUUCGCCUAAGAUCUCAGUCUUCGCUCGCGAAGUUGUUUCAGUUGGUAAAGAAGAACAACAAUUGCCAUACCUAUUAUAUCUACAAGGUGGACCUGGAUUUGAGGCCCCCCGACCAACUGAAUCCAGUGGAUGGAUACGUAAAGCAUGUGAAGAAUUUCGUGUUAUAUUGCUGGAUCAGCGAGGAACAGGUUUAUCAACUCCUUUGACAGCUUCAUCUUUGUUGCAAUUGAAGUCUGAAGAGAAAUUGGUUGAUUAUGUAAAACAUUUUCGAGCUGAUAAUAUAGUAAAUGAUGCAGAGUUUAUUCGAGUACGUCUUGUUCCUGAUGCUGCACCAUGGACAAUCUUGGGUCAGAGCUUUGGUGGUUUUUGUGCAGUAACUUAUUUGAGUUUUGCACCACAAGGACUAAAGCAAGUCCUUUUAACUGGAGGAAUCCCUCCAAUAGGAAAUGGAUUCACUGGAGACGUUGUAUAUAGAGCAUGCUCUGAACGGAUUAUACAUCAGAAUGAGAAGUACUACAAAAGGUAUCCUGAAGAUAUUGAGGUUGUUCGUGAAGUUGUUAACUAUCUAUCAGAAUCAGAGGGCGGCGGGGUCCCACUUCCAUCCGGGGGCUUCCUAACCCCAAAGGGAUUGCAAACUCUUGGUCUUAGUGGCUUAGGAUCCAGUGCUGGUUUUGAGCGCUUACAUUACAUGUUUGAGAGGGCUUGGGAUCCUAUAAUAGUUCCAGGAGCACGAAAGGAAAUUAGUUAUUACUUCUUGGAUGCUUUUGACAAGUGGUCUUCUUUUGAUACAAAUCCACUUUAUGCUCUUCUUCAUGAGUCCAUAUACUGUCAAGGUGCUUCAUCACGGUGGUCUGCUCAUAGAAUAAGGGCUGAAGAUGAGGGCAAAUUUGAUGCAGUCCGGGCUGCAAAAGAAGGUCGUCCCGUACUUUUUACAGGAGAGAUGAUCUUCCCAUGGAUGUUCGAUGAGAUUCAUGCCUUAAGGAAAUUCAAAGGUGCUUCUCAUGUAUUGGCUGAGAAGAAGGAUUGGCCUCCCCUAUAUGACAUUGAUGCACUAAAAAAUAACAAGGUACCUGUUGCAGCUGCUGUUUACUACGAAGAUAUGUAUGUCAGCUUCAAGCUGGCCAUGGAAACUGCUUCGCAGAUAGCAGGGAUUCGGUUGUGGAUAACCAAUGAAUUCAUGCAUUCUGGUCUACGCGAUGCAGGGAGCCAGGUUUUUGAUCAUUUGAUGGGAAUGCUAGAUGGAAAGAAGCCUUUGUUCUGAUUUCCAUGGCAGUUCCUGCACUAAAUCUCUGUAGUUUGUACUUUUUUUCGGUCAAAAUGUGUGGUCUGGAGUUGAUUCAACUUAUUUACUUGAUACUUUGGCCUCGUUUGGUACGGAUGAUUGGAUUAGACAUUACAGAGACUUCUCUCUUCUAAUCCUACUAUUUUGGGGAGGAUUAGAAUUGAUAAACUCUUCAUUUCUUA
This is a messenger RNA of Pyrus x bretschneideri (Chinese white pear), 1766 nucleotides long. RefSeq names its product proline iminopeptidase. NCBI's taxonomy places the organism in Eukaryota, Viridiplantae, Streptophyta, Magnoliopsida, Rosales, Rosaceae. The transcript has 10 exons. The record is from RefSeq and is a predicted model, not a curated record. Gene Ontology annotation, molecular function: peptidase activity. Bases 16 to 1563 code for a protein of 515 amino acids. Gene Ontology annotation, biological process: proteolysis.